Molecule: messenger RNA, 423 nt
Organism: Brenthis ino (lesser marbled fritillary)
Lineage: Eukaryota; Metazoa; Arthropoda; Insecta; Lepidoptera; Nymphalidae
Source: the annotation of a GenBank genome assembly
AUGAGUGCUCCAUAUUACAGUUACGACCCAUGUGUUACAAGCGGUAUGCCCUGUGGUGCCACUUACCCUUAUUCGACGAAGCCUUGUAUGGCUUCCUUCAACAAUUUGACCCCGUGUUCAGUGUGUCCAGGCGGCGGAUGCUCCCCGUGCCCGGCUCCUGUACGACCAUGUCCAAGCCCUUGUCCAGCCCCUCCUAUUUUACCUUGUUUACCUCCUUGCCCUCCGUGCGAUAAGCCUCCAAUGCCAGUUAGACAACCUGAGAGGUUGUGCGACUCGAUAGCAAUCCCAUGCUGCAGACCCAAUCGAUGUAAGCCGUGUCCGUGCUACUGUUGUACGGAGCCAGGAAUUUGUUCUCCGAAGCGUUGCAGCUAUCCUGGCGUUCCUGUAUGUGGGGGGCGGUGUGGCCCAUGUAUGCCUGUUUGG